Salvia miltiorrhiza (redroot sage) is the source of this 553-nucleotide messenger RNA. Its product is annotated as putative threonine aspartase. The coding region runs from base 1 to 543 and encodes 180 amino acids. Gene Ontology annotation, molecular function: threonine-type endopeptidase activity. The transcript is spliced from 5 exons. The record is from RefSeq and is a predicted model, not a curated record. Gene Ontology annotation, biological process: protein maturation. NCBI's taxonomy places the organism in Eukaryota, Viridiplantae, Streptophyta, Magnoliopsida, Lamiales, Lamiaceae.
AUGAAGUCAAAACAUUCUCAAUAUGAGGUUGAUUCCAAUGGUUCUGGUGGAUGUAUUGAUGUUGUUGCAGCUGCAAUUCAAGUUCUGGAGGAUGAUCCUUGCACGAAUGCUGGGAGAGGAUCGAAUUUGACUGAGGAUGAUCGUGUAGAAUGUGAUGCCAGUCUAAUGGAUGGUGACUCUGGGGCUUUCGGUGCUGUUGGAGCAACGCCAGGUAGUUUGCAAAUUGUUAAAUCUGUGCGCUGCAAAGGCACUAUAGAGGAGGCGGAUGAGUGGUUGGUGACUGAAAGGGCUCGAAUUCAAUGGAAAAGAUACAAGGAAAUACUUGAUGAUGCCAAAGCUAGAGAGGCUCAAUCACAUGAUCUUCCGAAGGUAAAGAAAAGUAGGAAUCAAUCUUAUUCAUUGAGUACACUAGAAGAGGACGCUAUAUUAGACACGGUUGGAGUAAUUUGUGUCGAUUCCGAGGGACAUAUAGCUUCCGGAGCCUCAAGUGGUGGCAUUGCCCUUAAGGUGAUUCUUCUACCAUCUUCUGUGAACUCUCGAUGACUUCUAAAAU